UAGUCAUGCUGGCUUCAUUAUAACAGUGUAGUUGUGAAGUUAUUAGUGAUAUAUUUUAACAGCAUGGACCGGGAGUGUGUGUCUCUGCUGCCCCGUGUGUGUGAGGUGUUGGCGGACUCCAGCAAGUCUCUGCCCGAUGACACCAGCCUGGAGAAGCUGCUGGACUGGUUCACUGAGGCUGGGGGAUCUUUGCUGGAGACCUGCCCAUGUCUGCUUGACUUCGUGUCCACUGUGGUCAACAACACAGAUUCAGACCCCAGUGUCAUCUCCUUCACUCUCAGACUAUCCGGUUUAAUGACUGCCACUGGGGACGGCUUCAAAAAGCUUCAGGAGCGCUCAGUUCUGGAUCUGGUCUUCAGCGUUCAGCGUUGGCAGGAAGUAGGGCUCUGGGAGGAUCCUUGUAUACGGAUUGGCUGGAUCCAGGGUUUAAGGGGCACACUGCAGCACCCAAAGGCUCUCAGUUUCUUUGUAGAAUCAGAUUUCAUCAAGCCGCUUCUACAACUUCAGACAGACUCAAGUCUAUUUGUUGCCUCAGCCGCCAAUCAAAUGCUCGCCCACAUCCUGCUCUUCUUUCAGCCGGUCUCACCUGCAGGAAGUAACGGGAUUCAUAAAAAAGACCAGUAUGCAGAACGGACAUAUAGCGCUAUCAAAACACCCAUUACUCUGGACUCACACCCAGCCCUCACCACGGAAACCAACGCCAAGUACACUGCUGUUGUCGUGGCGGUCUCGGAGUACCUAAAGGAGUCACUGGUGCCUAAAGAAAACACACAGCUCCAUCAGAGUCUGCAGAUCCUCAAACUGCUGGCACUGCUCCUCGCUCAGGCCAGGCCUCCCCUGCGUGACACGCUGCUGCGGACAGUGGCAGACUCUCUGGAGGAGCUGGUGACGGCAGGCUACAGUCAGCUCACACUUCCUCUGAUGGACGUCAUUCUGGCUGCAAACAGCAGCUCUGGCCCUGAUGAACGUGUCUCCCACCUUCUCUCAUCCAUGUUGAACGCCAACAAACCUGCUGACCUCAUUCACGCUGCGGCUGCUUAUCUCCGCAGAGGUCGUCUAGAUGCUGUCCACACAACUCAGGCUGCGAGAAUACUGCUGUUACCCAUCGAUAUUAUUACUGGUCAGACUCUACUGGGUACCGACACUACAGAUGAGCAGCAUCGUGUUUUAAUGGUAGAGCAGCUGAAGAAUAAAACCUCCUGCAUCUCCAUCAUCUGUGUCGGUCUGACAAACACACCACAUAUCACACUUGUGCCUCCUGACGUCCUCCCCACAUGUCACCCAGCCUUUGUUGUCCUUGCAGUUCUGUCACUGUUAAGGAUCUGCAGCGGUGACUCUUCGUCCUCACCCACCGGCUGUAGGGAGGUUUACAGGAAUGUGAUAGGCAGCGGCAAGGUUCAGAAAUGUGCUCUAGAGGCUUUGAUGGCUCUCAGCAGCAGCCCAGGAGCGAAGGACAAGAUGAACGAGGUGUUCACACUCCUGAUACAAUAUCUGGACAAUCCUGAUUCUGACCCAACUGUGAUACACAAGUCCUACAAAGCCUUAAUAAAGUGGCUGAGUGUUUGCACAGACGUCUCCUCUAUAACAGACAAGCUCAGACAAGAUCUCAUCAAGGUCGUGCAGAAACGUGUGUGUGACAUGCGUUGGGAGGUGAGAGACUCAACUGUGGAGUUUUUGGGACAACUGGCCGGUGUGCAAGUCUUUUUGAAAACAGCCGAUGAGGAGGCAUGCAUGGCGUCUGAAGCUUUGCUGGGCGGCUGCAGUAUCACUCCUCUCCUCAAGGAGGCACUGCAGGAUCCAGAGAGUUAUGUGAGAGCCAGUGCCACCUCUGCACUGGCUCAGACACUGGCACACAGUUGGCAACAGGGGGCAGCACUCACUCAGGAGCAGACUGAAAUCGUGAACCGGCUGCUGGAAAUUCUGUGCGAGGACACAGAGGGCUUCGCUAGGCGGGCGGUCGUACAAUACUUCAUUGCCUGGUUCUCUUCAUGCUCCUCACACAAACAUCCAUCGUCAUCUCUCCUCAUGAACUCUGUGUGCUCCGUCCUCUCGAAAGGCAGCGUCGAUCUGGACUGGGAGGUCAAGGUUCACACGCUGCAGCUGGCUGAGCUGCUGCUGGAUGAAACGUUUUCAGGUCACCAGGGAUACAGGAAGGGUUCGGACACAGAUCCCGCUUCUCUACACCCCUACGCUGUGGUGUCUGACCAGGCGUACACACUCCACACACACAGUCUUCAACGGACAAACAUGGAGGGUUCAGAAUCGGUCGGAGCGUUGAGCAAUCUAGUAGAGCAGGGAGUCUUCUCAGCGUUGUUGAGUGGUCUGGUUGACUGCGAUAGACCCGUUGGUCUGAAGGCCUGUCGUCUCCUGAUAACAGUCAGAGAGACAGUCUGCCCUCUGCCCCUCGAUGCAGCUGCUGCCAUGGCAACAGUAUCCUGUGAGCUUCCUGGAUGGGGCUGGGGGCAGGAGAUCAGAAGCAUACUGGGCAGGAAGAAAAACAAUCAGACAAAAGAGGCAGACAUGGAGGUUGAUUCUGGAGAGGACGGUGAUGUGGGAGAGGUUGGAGCGAGCAAGAGAGGUGGCGGUUUGUGUGUCAGCGUGUGCGAGGCGAUGAGGGGUCUGCGGCUAGACGAGAGACUGGACGUUCUCACUCAAAGCAGCGACCACGUCCACAACUCGCUCCUCUCUCUGCUCCAAGACAUAUUGACCUCUAAUGCUGCUCACACUCAUUCAGACAAAGAACAAGGGGAAGAGGUCAUAGUGGACUGCUACUGA
Molecule: messenger RNA, 2775 nt
Organism: Scomber japonicus (chub mackerel)
Lineage: Eukaryota; Metazoa; Chordata; Actinopteri; Scombriformes; Scombridae
Gene: brat1
Product: BRCA1-associated ATM activator 1
Exons: 12
Coding region: 64-2775 (903 amino acids)
Biological process (GO): cell population proliferation; DNA damage response; positive regulation of protein phosphorylation
Cellular component (GO): nucleus
Source: RefSeq, a predicted model, not a curated record